AUGGCCGGUCUGGACUUCACAGCCGUACCCUUCCAAUUACUUGGCCCGGAAAUGGGGGCGGUGAUACUCGAGAAGGCCUGUAUAGCUGGAGGCUUCAACACGCCUGUUCUCGUUCCCGAAAGCGAGCUCGGAGAUCUGCUCAAGUCCAAAAGCCGAGAAAUGUACGAGGCCCUGGGGCUGAAGAGCAAGAUCGCCCCCGGCAAGACCCGCGCCAUCUGGAAGGACGAUAACUACCGCGUUGACCUUGGCCGUACCGUGCAGGGCAAGCCGCACCUGAACACCUGGCAUCUACAGGUUCAGCGGAUGGCGAAGUCGGGCGCGGCUCGAGAGCUGAGGGGGAAGUAA
This is a messenger RNA of Aspergillus mulundensis, 345 nucleotides long. RefSeq lists its product as uncharacterized. The coding region runs from base 1 to 345 and encodes 114 amino acids. The record is from RefSeq and is a predicted model, not a curated record. NCBI's taxonomy places the organism in Eukaryota, Fungi, Ascomycota, Eurotiomycetes, Eurotiales, Aspergillaceae. The transcript is spliced from 2 exons.